This is a messenger RNA of Stomoxys calcitrans (stable fly), 494 nucleotides long. RefSeq lists its product as uncharacterized. NCBI's taxonomy places the organism in Eukaryota, Metazoa, Arthropoda, Insecta, Diptera, Muscidae. The record is from RefSeq and is a predicted model, not a curated record. Gene Ontology annotation, molecular function: structural constituent of ribosome. The transcript has 2 exons. Gene Ontology annotation, cellular component: mitochondrial ribosome. Gene Ontology annotation, biological process: mitochondrial translation. The coding region runs from base 99 to 419 and encodes 106 amino acids.
AUCAGCUGUCAGUUGUGUGGUAAUUGUCAUAUACCAACCAUUCAUUAUUUAACCAAUUUACUUAAAACAUCGGAUUCUUUAAUUGAAAGUUAAACAAAAUGCGUCUUACUCUGAUACAACUCUUCAAAGAUACCGUACCUGGACAUAUUUUUCGGGGCAAACGUCGUUUGGUCAAGCCAGUAAGCCUCAGGGCCAUGGAAACACUGCGUCGAGAGUAUGAGAGGGAGGACAAAAUUAUGUUGCUUUUAAGACAUCCCUAUCUGACAGUGGAAGAAUCUGCAGGACACGUGAAAGAUCUCAAGAAGUCAGAGGCAAAAAUAGCUAUGUGGAAUGAUGCAAAAACUGCAAAGAAAAUGAAACCCCAUGUAACUCUGGAAGAUCGAUUGAUGCAUUUAAAAGUGAAGGAGGCAUGGGAUUAGAUAUAGGAAUAUAAAAGCUGCUGUUUACGUUGUUUCGUUUAUUGGAAUAAGUAAUAAAAAUUAUAUUUUUGGUUA